GUCGCAGCAAUAAAUAGUGUCACCUCAGGCUGUCAGAGAGGAGACACACAGAGGAGAUACUCUUACUCACACAGAAAGCUUCGAUAUAACAUAACACACAAUGUCAGAGAGUGAAGGACCUCAACGCAUCUUCAGACCUCCAGCAGUAACAUUAGUAUGCACCCAGGUUAUCAUGGGUAUCAUGCCCCUUGCUCAGCUGGUAGUAGGAGCGGUUUACCAAAACGACUGCCCAAAGCAGCCCUACAUCCCCAUCUAUCUGAUGGUUAUGGGAGUCGUCUCCCUGGUGCUGACUGUGCUCUCCCUCCUGCCCUGCUGUGCCCGCUUCGAGAUUCAAAGCAUGGCCUGGAGCUGCCUGGUCGCUCUCUUCUUCUUCUGCUGGUUCACCGCCGGAAAUGUGUGGAUUUACUCCAUCUAUGAACCCAGCUACAACCAGACAGCAUCCAGCAUGGACACCUACUGCAACAAGACCCUCUACCUGUUUGCUUUCUGGACCACCAACCUGUUCUACAUCCUGCUAGGUUUCAUGAUUCUCAUGAGCUGCUGCACAUGCUUUCUUGUGGGGUGAUGAUUUAAAGCCACGGAACAACACACAUGGAGUUGUUGGUGGAUGUAAUGACAGUAAAUGUGCUAAAAUUCAUUUGUGUUUUCAUGUGCGCUUGAUGUUCAUUUUGCCAUUUUAGUUUUGAACUCUGGAAAAGGAGAUCACCUUAAGCACCAGUGUUUAUUUU
This is a messenger RNA of Anoplopoma fimbria (sablefish), 728 nucleotides long. RefSeq names its product transmembrane protein 272-like. NCBI's taxonomy places the organism in Eukaryota, Metazoa, Chordata, Actinopteri, Perciformes, Anoplopomatidae. The record is from RefSeq and is a predicted model, not a curated record. The transcript has 5 exons. Bases 101 to 565 code for a protein of 154 amino acids.